GUGCUCUCUAUCUACGCAAAAUCGACUGGUAAGAACAGUCCCCACAGCUGGGUGACUGAUUCCUCGAACAUCUCGGCCGUGUCCUAUAUAGCUGCACAGCUAUUCAAGCCUUUUGCGGCACGUCAAUUCUCAUCAACCAUGCGUCACGCUACAGGCCUCAAAGUAUCGACUUUCAAGCUCAUUAAACCGAGCUCGUUUCUUGCCGCUCUCCUGGCAAAUCCCACACCGCUGGGCCAAAAUAUAGCUAUUUCACUACAAGACUACGAGUACUACAAAGCAUUGAAGGGAAAGAGGGAGAGCAUCGAGAGCACCAUCAAAGAGAUUGAGGGUCGGUCGCCUAAAGUGGUGGAAGAUGCACAAGAUACGGACUAG
Molecule: messenger RNA, 372 nt
Organism: Heterobasidion irregulare TC 32-1
Lineage: Eukaryota; Fungi; Basidiomycota; Agaricomycetes; Russulales; Bondarzewiaceae
Exons: 1
Source: RefSeq, a predicted model, not a curated record